Messenger RNA from Clonostachys solani, 2514 nucleotides. The record is from the annotation of a GenBank genome assembly. Lineage: Eukaryota; Fungi; Ascomycota; Sordariomycetes; Hypocreales; Bionectriaceae.
AUGGCUGCGAUUCAGCUCACCGUUGACCCUCGUUGGGAGUAUUACUCGACCUCCUCAUCACAUCCAGCACAGGCCUCCGCUCUCUGCCCGGAAGCUGCUUACGUCUCAUUGAGGCUUCCUACCCCGGGUUCAGACAAUGGACGUAGUCCCUCAGAUUCUCUUAUUAUCCAUCGCGUUGUAUUUACCACCGAGUCUCACGACCAAGGCUUCAGCGACAACGAAGGCGACAUCGGCACCUACCGCGGCUCCAACUCCUUCUUCGAGGCUCAUGUAUCAGACCCAUCUACUGGGGCUCUCCGUGUGCCACAGCGCCGCAUACAGUAUAAUUAUCACGCAAGCGACGUGUUCCGCACCCACACAAACGUCUGGGACAGGCGCGACGAGGCCUUGGCUGAGGCCGGCCCCGGUGCUGCCGCCUGGGUUCAUAGGGUAGAAAGCAAGGGCCUGUCACUGGCUGAGUGGCUGGGGGAACUCCGUGGAGGUGAUGUUAUCAUGAUCGUCCCCAAGGCGUGGUAUCCCGGAUGGACCAACGUCGUGCGGUUCGCUCGGAUCGAGGUCUGGGGCGACUUCGUCUCAACCCGACCGUCUGUACACCAACCUCUAUUCGGGACGACUGACAAAAGUCAAGACUUCUAUCGGCCAUUGAGUUUCGACAAAAAGGAGAUUCGGCUGGUCGUAGUUGAGCCCGAUGACCGUGGCGCAAGCGAGGAUGCCACUCUCCGGUUGUCACUCCAAUAUUCAUCACUGGAGGAUCUAGACCAUGUCCCAUAUGACGCACUUUCGUACUGCUGGGGAGACUCUGCAGAAAGAGAGGCAGUUCUACUCAGUGAUGGUGAGUUAGGGCUGAAGAACACCGAGAUUUACGUUCGGAGGAACCUUGCAUCAGCCCUUCGGCACCUCAGGUCUUUGGGCAACCGAGCAGUGCUUUGGGUCGACCUUCUCUCCAUCAACCAAGCCGAUCCCGCGGAACGUUCUCAUCAAGUCGCAUUGAUGGGGGAGAUAUUCGCAUCCGCCCGGUCGGUCCGGGUGUGGCUUGGAGAGGCGGAUGACUUGGUGACCGAGGAUUUUGGUGUCGUUCGAUCAGUUGCCCAGCGAUAUCACGAAAGGCUGAGGACCAACCCUGAGCUCGGACUCCCAACUUCGCGGCAAGCGCAUGAGGUCAUCGCCCACGAAACCUUCAUCUAUGUAGACGCCGACUCCAUCUUCAUUCGGCCCUGGUUCCGACGUGUCUGGGUGUUGCAAGAGGUCUGGAACCCGCCGUCCGGAACGAAGAAAUCGCAGCGUCAAGUGACAGUACACUGCGGGCAAGAACAGCUACCGUGGGAGGACAUUGCGCAGGCGAAUCGCUGUGUUUACGAUCAGCUCAAGUACCUCAACAAUUAUACUAUGCCGCGGCUGCUUACGGGCUUGUUCGACAUUACUCGAGAUCGAGAAUCGUCCGUCCUGACUUGUGUUCCCGCCGACCGCCGCGACAUUCUGAACAUCGUCCUGGAAGGGCUUGAUCUCCAGGCCACCGAUCCCAGAGACAAGAUAUUCGCGCUGCUCAUCUUUGGCCAUGAGACUCACCAGAUUGCCACGCUGCCAACCUUGAUCAGGCCGGACUACACCAUCAGCGCCGGGCGAGUGUACGCUGACUUCACACGCUGGUGGAUACUCCAGCAUCGGUCGUUGCGCAUUCUAUCAGCCGUCCACGCUCUCGAGGGCAGGCAAUGGCUCCAUCUCCAGUCGCACGACAGGAAUCUACCCCAACAGCGUAGCCCUUCCUGGGCUCUCUGGUCAGCGGGCCACAGCUCCUGGGUAAGGGGUACACUCGCCCUUCAGGACGAAGUCUGCGUAUAUCGGGCCUGCGGUGACCGCAAGGCCAUCGAUGAUGAACUCCUGACGCUACCCGCGGCAGCCAGCAGGGAUGAAGUCGACGGUUUUGCCAUGAAGCUCAAGCUCAGGGGCGUGCGGCUUGGUUCGAUCGCGGCCGAGCCAGCCCACUAUCCAUACUUUCAGCAGCCACCCUUGUCGGCAGGUCUCCAGGAGGCGUACAUGCGAAUCUUCGACCCCCCGGGUACCCUUGGGACGUGGCAGAAUGCACGCAGCGCCAGGGGAGAGCUAGGAAAUCACGAUAUUCACUACAACGCCCUGCUUCGGCACUAUAUAGCACAUUGGGAGACAUACCCGCCUGACCCGCUCAGUGACAGCGAUUCUCAGAGUGAUGCCCAGAGUGGUUCCGACGACUCUUCCCGAUGUGAUUCAAGCAAUGAGGAGCAGCCGGCCUGGCUCCCUUGUCAUGGAAAAUGUAUGUUCACGACUGAGGAUGGCGGACUUGGACUCUGUCCCGCGGCGGCCAUGGCAGGAGAUGUGAUAGUAGUCUUGUAUGGCGGAGACGUGCCCUACUUGUUGCGACCAUCCGGACAACCGGGAACGUAUCGCUUUAUUGGGGAGUGUUAUGUUGAUGGCGCCAUGAGUGGUGAGGCAUUUGUCCCUGAUAGAAAUUUGGUCGAGGAAAUAUUUGUGUUAGAAUAA